AUGCAUGAUUUGAAUGAGGCUCUCGACGACCUUCGUGCAGUGAUCCCCUAUGCUCAUGGUGGUUCUGUGAGGAAAUUGAGCAAGAUUGCAACAUUGCUUCUGGCUAAAAAUCAUAUUAUUAUGCAGGCCAAAGCAAUCGAGGAGUUGAGUGUUCUUGUGUCCCAAUUAAAGAAAAAAACAUCAUCUGAAAGUUCUGAGCCUGCUGAGUGUGUGGAAAAACAGUCAUCAUCAAAAUCAUUGUCAUCUGAGGAAUCAUCGAAUUCUGAUAAUUAUUGA
Molecule: messenger RNA, 276 nt
Organism: Caenorhabditis remanei
Lineage: Eukaryota; Metazoa; Nematoda; Chromadorea; Rhabditida; Rhabditidae
Exons: 2
Coding region: 1-276 (91 amino acids)
Molecular function (GO): protein dimerization activity
Source: RefSeq, a predicted model, not a curated record